AAAUCCAAAACAGAGGGAGUAUUAUUUACCUAUCAGCCCAAAACUUUGCUUCUUUUACACUAAAGUAAAGUGAAUGUAUAGAUAUUGUUUAGGGUUCCACUUAAAUCCCAUUAACUGGGAGUCUCUGCCGCCCGCCGCCUUCCUCUUCGUCAGCCAUGGCACAAGAAAUGGGCAUGUUUACAGUGCAUCAUACAGUUGGAAAUGUUUUAUGUUGCAAAUGUGGUAUAAGUAUGCAACCAAAUGCUGCGAAUAUGUGUGCCAACUGCUUGAGGUCUGAAGUUGACAUAACAGAAGGUCUCCAGAAGCAUGUUAUCAUAUGCCAUUGCCCUGAAUGUGAUAGAUAUUUGCAGCCUCCGAGGACUUGGAUUAAAGCCCAAUUAGAAUCAAAGGAGCUAUUGACAUUCUGUGUGAAGAGGUUGAAGAAUUUGAAUAAAAUUCGUUUAGUGCAGGCAGAGUUCAUUUGGACUGAACCUCACUCCAAGCGAAUCAAAGUCAAGUUGAAGGUUCAGAAAGAGGUUCUUCAUGGAGCUAUCCUUGAGCAGGCUUACACAGUUGAAUAUGUUGUCCAAGACCAAAUGUGUGAAGCUUGUACUAGGGUUCAAGCUAAUCCUGAUCAGUGGGUGGCUGCAGUGCAACUAAGACAGCAUGUUUCUCACAGGCGAACCUUCUUCUAUUUGGAACAGCUUAUUCUUAAGCAUGAUGCUGCUGCUCGUGCUAUAAUGAUUAAGCAAAUGGAUCAAGGAAUUGAUAUGUUCUUCUCUAAUCGGAGUCAUGCUGUAAAAUUUGUGGAGUUCAUAUCUAAAGUUGUUCCCAGUCGUAGCCGUAAUGACAAACAACUAGUGUCUCAUGAUGUUAAGAGCAGCCUUUACAACUAUAAGUAUACUUUUUCAGUUGAAAUUUGCCCAGUUUGUCGUGAGGACCUGAUUUGUCUUCCACCAAAAGUUGCAAAUAGUUUGGGGAAUCUAGGGCCACUUGUGAUCUGCACCAAGGUGAGUAACAACAUUGCUUUACUUGACCCAUUUACUCUCAGGAACUGUUUUCUGGAUGCGGAACAGUAUUGGAGGUCGUCUUUUAAGUCCCUACUUUCUAGUAGGCAACUUGUGGAAUAUAUAGUUCUAGAUGUUGAGGCUGUUUCUUCUGCGGUGAAUAUUGGUGGAUCUAAGUAUACUUUGGCAGAUGCCCAAGUAGCUCGUGUGUCUGAUUUUGGGAAGAAUGAUACAAUUUUCAACGUACGAACCCAUCUCGGGCAUCUUCUAAAUCCUGGGGAUUAUGCACUUGGGUAUGACUUAUAUGCUGCUAAUAGUAAUGACAGUGAGCUGGACAAGUAUAAAGGCUUUGUUCUCCCAGAUGUGAUACUGGUUAAGAAGAGCUAUGAAGAAAAAUGGCAGAAGAAGCGUGGGAAGUCUCGUUCAUGGAAGCUGAAAUCUCUCAAUAUGGAGAUUGAUGAAAAUGUAAAGGGUAGAGAUCAUGAAGAGAAGAAUAGCUCUGAGUAUGAACAAUUCUUGAGAGAUUUAGAGGAGAAUCCAGAUUUGAGAUUCAACAUAUCCCUUUAUCGCAACAAGGAGUAUCAGCCAUCAGAAAUGGCAUCUGUGACUGAUGGCGAUGAUGCCCCCCCUUCUGUCCCGUUGGAGGAAUUGUUAGCUGAUCUUGAUUUAAGUGAGGUGGAAGCUGACGACAAUGAUAGCAUGAUGGAGUGAGUCGAAUACUUGAACAUGCACUUACUUUAUUGGACACUGAAAUCUUAGAUGAAUUUCACAUGUGAGACCUGCUGCUGCUCACCCUUUGCCCUUUUCUACAGUAUUUACAUGCUGCUGCUGCACCCGUUGCCCUUUUCUACAGUAUUUAUGAUUUCCUGCUUUUCGUGGUUUGUUAUUCUUUGUAAAGCGCAAAGAAUCAGUUUUGUUUGGAGUAAUCAGGUCCCGAUCCUGCAGUUGUGAUAGUGCUCAUACAUGUUUCUUCCUGUUUUAUUCAGUUUGAUUGUAAACACACAUACAGGGACAACCAUGUUUUCCUGAGUAACAGUGAAGCCACUGCUUCUUGAUAGAAGAACACGUUUUUAAAAGUCGGAAAAAUGCAGUCAUAAUUUUUUUUGUUCUUUUUAUGAUGUGGAUCUA
Messenger RNA from Lycium barbarum (goji berry), 2114 nucleotides. RefSeq lists its product as uncharacterized. Lineage: Eukaryota; Viridiplantae; Streptophyta; Magnoliopsida; Solanales; Solanaceae. Gene Ontology annotation, cellular component: nucleus; cytoplasm. The transcript has 2 exons. The record is from RefSeq and is a predicted model, not a curated record. Gene Ontology annotation, molecular function: ribosomal large subunit binding. Bases 156 to 1697 code for a protein of 513 amino acids. Gene Ontology annotation, biological process: ribosomal large subunit export from nucleus.